This is a messenger RNA of Quercus robur (English oak), 536 nucleotides long. Its product is annotated as glycine-rich protein DC7.1-like. Lineage: Eukaryota; Viridiplantae; Streptophyta; Magnoliopsida; Fagales; Fagaceae. Bases 99 to 350 code for a protein of 83 amino acids. The record is from RefSeq and is a predicted model, not a curated record. The transcript is spliced from 2 exons.
CCACACUGCUCUUACUCAUCCACUACUACAGAGAAUCUUAUUAGAGUGUGUGUUUGCUUAGUACAUUUGUCUUCAAUCCUCUUGUGUUGCUAAGGAAAAUGGCUUACUCAAAGACUUUCCUUCUUCUUGGUCUUGUCUUUGCUGUGGUUCUUCUCGUCUCCUCCGAGGUCUCAGCUCGUGAGCUAGCUCAGGAGACUGUGCAAACUGACACAGUGAAUGAGGACAAGCAUGGUCAUCACCAUGGACACGGACACGGACACAGACACGGACACGGUCAUGGCCAUGGACACCAUGGCAAACCAGGUCAUGGUGCUGCUGGAGAGAAACUUGAAGAGACCGACCAAAAUUAGAUUAAUCCUUUGUCCUACGGUUUCUGAAUGGGUGUGUCUUAUCAAUAUGUGUUACUUGUCUAAUAAGCUUGUAUGCCAAUAAGGUUUAACUUACAACCACAGUAGGUGUAUAAGCUUUAUCUUUGUUUUCUUUGUCAUGUAUGUCCUACUUUUUAUGUAUUAAUAAACGUGCUUGAACUUGUGAAA